This is a messenger RNA of Triticum aestivum (bread wheat), 1435 nucleotides long. RefSeq names its product F-box protein GID2. The transcript is spliced from 2 exons. The record is from RefSeq and is a predicted model, not a curated record. Gene Ontology annotation, molecular function: protein binding; DNA binding. Bases 195 to 920 code for a protein of 241 amino acids. Lineage: Eukaryota; Viridiplantae; Streptophyta; Magnoliopsida; Poales; Poaceae.
CUAUAUACAGGCUAUCCUUGUAUCAUCGCUAAGCCCAGAGUUUAUCUACUUAUCUUGUUACAUUUCAGUUCUUUAAUUUCCAGUAAAUUGUCUCCUGUUCAUCUCCUCUAAUCCUCGUCAAGAUCAGAUAUUUGUCCAUCUCUCCUCGUCAGAUCCAUCGGGAUCCUGACAGUCGUGUGUACAGGUGCCCCGCCAUGAAGCGCCCUUCCGGUUCCUCGGCUGGUCGUGAUCCCCGGGCUCCUCCUCCCGCUUCUGGCGGUGGCGGCUCCAGCGAGCCAGCCAAGAAGCGGCAGCGGACCUCGAGCUCGAGCCAGGCCGAGGCAUCCUCCUCGUCCUCACAGCCUCCACCGGCGCCGCCGGGGGACGCGAGAGCGGUGCCGGAUCUGGGGGAGGACGUGAUGUUCGAGGUGCUGCGGCGGGCGGAGGCGCGGACGCUGGCCGCCGCGGCGUGCGUGAGCCGGGGCUGGCGGGUCCUCGCGCAGGACGAGCGGCUGUGGGAGGCGCCGUGCGUGAGGGAGUGGACCGGCCUCGGCUUCUCGGAACAGCUGCUCCGCGCCGUCGUGCUCCCGCUCGGCGGCUUCCGCCGCCUGCACGCCGUCUCCGUCCAGGCCCGACGGCGGUUCGGCGUUGGCUGCGGGAAUUGGCACGGCGUGCGGACGCCGGGACAGGGGAGGAGGAGGGGGGUGCCGUGGACCGAGCACGAGCACAGCUUGUUCCUCUUAGGCCUGAAGGAGUACGGAAGAGGGGAUUGGAGGAACAUAUCACGCAACUUCGUGCAGACGAGGACGCCGACGCAGGUGGCCAGCCACGCGCAGAAGUACUUUAUCAGGCUUGGCUCAGGGGUGGCAAGGAGGUCGAGCAUCCACGACAUCACCACAGUUCACCUGACCGACGACCAGCCUCCCUCGCCAUCCCAGUGAUUUAUGAUCAACCAGUCCAGCGCACCGGCUCAGCUCGGCAACGGGGCACUUCUCGCUGCCAGCCGACACCAAGAACACGGCGCCGCGAGCGCGCCCUUCAGUUCGCCGAACUGGGCUCUCGGGAUGCCGAACUACGGCAGGGUUUGCAAGAUCAAGGCCUGCAGUGUGGUCCUCUACAUGAUCAGCUGGCCGCAAACCGGAGUACGCUGUAUUAGAAGAUGCAAGCACAUCAGAUGUCUAGUGUAAUAUGGCCCUUGCUGUAGUUUCACUGCCUGUAUUAUUAUUGAAGUAAUUGAUCAUGGGGAUUUUCCAGAACAUAGCAGAGAGAGGAGGUGUGCUGGUGAGUGGUGAUGCUUGGUAGUAGUCCAUAAUUGUUGGUGUUGAUACUGAGAAUGUCAGGGGAAAAGGAUGCAGGGGAUGUCUAGAACUUGAUGCUGUAGUAUGUUCGGACAGACAGGGAAUGCUAGUGCUCAGUACUGGUCAUGCACAUUGUCAAGUGACUUGUUUUCAAUCUU